AUGCGCUCCUCUCAUUCGCUCCUCUCAUUCGCUCCUCUCAUUCGCUCCUCUCAUUCGCUCCUCUCAUUCGCUCCUCUCAUUCGCUCCUCUCAUGCGCUCCUCUCAUUCGCUCCUCUCAUUCGCUCCUCUCAUUCGCUCCUCUCAUUCGCUCCUCUCAUUCGCUCCUCUCAUUCGCUCCUCUCAUGCGCUCCUCUCAUUCGCUCCUCUCAUUCGCUCCUCUCAUUCGCUCCUCUCAUGCGCUCCUCUCAUUCGCUCCUCUCAUGCGCUCCUCUCAUUCGCUCCUCUGAUUCGCUCCUCUCAUGCGCUCCUCUCAUUCGCUCCUCUCAUGCGCUCCUCUCAUUCGCUCCUCCCAUGCGCUCCUCUCAUUCGCUCCUCUCAUGCGCUCCUCACAUUCGCUCCUCUCAUGCGCUCCUCUCAUUCGCUCCUCUCAUGCGCUCCUCUCAUUCGCUCCUCUCAUGCGCUCCUCUCAUUCGCUCCUCUCAUGCGCUCCUCUCAUUCGCUCCUCUCAUGCGCUCCUCUCAUUCGCUCCUCUCAUGCGCUCCUCUCAUUCGCUCCUCUCAUGCGCUCCUCUCAUUCGCUCCUCUCAUGCGCUCCUCUCAUUCGCUCCUCUCAUGCGCUCCUCUCAUUCGCUCCUCUCAUGCGCUCCUCUCAUUCGCUCCUCUCAUUCGCUCCUCUCAUUCGCUCCUCUCAUUCGCUCCUCUCAUGCGCUCCUCUCAUUCGCUCCUCUCAUUCGCUCCUCUCAUUCGCUCCUCUCAUUCGCUCCUCUCAUUCGCUCCUCUCAUUCGCUCCUCUCAUUCGCUCCUCUCACUCGCUCCUCUCAUGCGCUCCUCUCAUUCGCUCCUCUCAUUCGCUCCUCUCAUUCGCUCCUCUCAUGCGCUCCUCUCAUUCGCUCCUCUCAUGCGCUCCUCUCAUUCGAUCCUCUCAUUCGCUCCUCUCAUUCGCUCCUCUCAUGCGCUCCUCUCAUUCGCUCCUCUCAUGCGCUCCUCUCAUUCGCUCCUCUCAUGCGCUCCUCUCAUUCGCUCCUCUCAUGCGCUCGUCACAUUCGCUCCUCUCAUGCGCUCCUCUCAUUCGCUCCUCUCAUGCGCUCCUCUCAUUCGCUCCUCUCAUGCGCUCCUCUCAUUCGCUCCUCUCAUGCGCUCCUCUCAUUCGCUCCUCUCAUGCGCUCCUCUCAUUCGCUCCUCUCAUGCGCUCCUCUCAUUCGCUCCUCUCAUGCGCUCCUCUCAUUCGCUCCUCUCAUGCGCUCCUCUCAUUCGCUCCUCUCAUGCGCUCCUCUCAUUCGCUCCUCUCAUUCGCUCCUCUCAUUCGCUCCUCUCAUGCGCUCCUCUCAUUCGCUCCUCUCAUGCGCUCCUCUCAUUCGCUCCUCUCAUGCGCUCCUCUCAUUCGCUCCUCUCAUUCGCUCCUCUCAUUCGCUCCUCUCAUGCGCUCCUCUCAUUCGCUCCUCUCAUGCGCUCCUCUCAUUCGCUCCUCUCAUGCGCUCCUCUCAUUCGCUCCUCUCAUUCGCUCCUCUCAUUCGCUCCUCUCAUUCGCUCCUCUCAUGCGCUCCUCUCAUUCGCUCCUCUCAUUCGCUCCUCUCAUUCGCUCCUCUCAUUCGCUCCUCUCAUGCGCUCCUCUCAUUCGCUCCUCUCAUUCGCUCCUCUCAUUCGCUCCUCUCAUGCGCUCCUCUCAUUCGCUCCUCUCAUGCGCUCCUCUCAUUCGCUCCUCUCAUGCGCUCCUCUCAUUCGCUCCUCUCAUUCGCUCCUCUCAUUCGCUCCUCUCAUUCGCUCCUCUCAUGCGCUCCUCUCAUUCGCUCCUCUCAUGCGCUCGUCUCAUUCGCUCCUCUCAUGCACUCCUCUCAUUCGCUCCUCUCAUUCGCUCCUCUCAUUCGCUCCUCUCAUGCGCUCCUCUCAUUCGCUCCUCUCAUGCGCUCCUCUCAUUCGCUCCUCUCAUGCGCUCCUCUCAUUCGCUCCUCUCAUGCGCUCCUCUCAUUCGCUCCUCUCAUGCGCUCCUCUCAUUCGCUCCUCUCAUGCGCUCCUCUCAUUCGCUCCUCUCAUGCGCUCCUCUCAUUCGCUCCUCUCAUGCGCUCCUCUCAUUCGCUCAUCUCAUGCGCUCCUCUCAUUCGCUCCUCUCAUGCGCUCCUCUCAUUCGCUCCUCUCAUGCGCUCGUCACAUUCGCUCCUCUCAUGCGCUCCUCUCAUUCGCUCCUCUCAUGCGCUCCUCUCAUUCGCUCCUCUCAUGCGCUCCUCUCAUUCGCUCCUCUCAUGCGCUCCUCUCAUUCGCUCCUCUCAUGCGCUCCUCUCAUUCGCUCCUCUCAUUCGCUCCUCUCAUUCGCUCCUCUCAUGCGCUCCUCUCAUUCGCUCCUCUCAUGCGCUCCUCUCAUUCGCUCCUCUCAUGCGCUCCUCUCAUUCGCUCCUCUCAUUCGCUCCUCUCAUUCGCUCCUCUCAUGCGCUCCUCUCAUUCGCUCCUCUCAUGCGCUCCUCUCAUUCGCUCCUCUCAUUCGCUCCUCUCAUGCGCUCCUCUCAUUCGCUCCUCUCAUUCGCUCCUCUCAUUCGCUCCUCUCAUGCGCUCCUCUCAUGCGCUCCUCUCAUGCGCUCCUCUCAUGCGCUCCUCUCAUUCGCCCCUCUCAUGCGCUCCUCUCAUUCGCUCCUCUCAUGCGCUCCUCUCAUUCGCUCCUCUCAUUCGCUCCUCUCAUGCGCUCCUCUCAUUCGCUCCUCUCAUUCGCUCCUCUCAUUCGCUCCUCUCAUUCGCUCCUCUCAUGCGCUCCUCUCAUUCGCUCCUCUCAUGCGCUCCUCUCAUUCGCUCCUCUCAUGCGCUCCUCUCAUUCGCUCCUCUCAUGCGCUCCUCUCAUUCGCUCCUCUCAUGCGCUCGUCACAUUCGCUCCUCUCAUGCGCUCCUCUCACUCGCUCCUCUCAUGCGCUCCUCUCAUUCGCUCCUCUCAUUCGCUCCUCUCAUUCGCUCCUCUCAUUCGCUCCUCUCAUUCACUCCUCUCAUGCGCUCCUCUCAUUCGCUCCUCUCAUUCGCUCCUCUCAUUCGCUCCUCUCAUGCGCUCUCUCAUUCGCUCCUCUCAUUCGCUCCUCUCAUUCGCUCCUCUCAUUCGCUCCUCUCAUGCGCUCCUCUCAUUCGCUCCUCUCAUUCGCUCCUCUCAUUCGCUCCUCUCAUGCGCUCCUCUCAUUCGCUCCUCUCAUGCGCUCCUCUCAUUCGCUCCUCUCAUUCGCUCCUCUCAUUCGCUCCUCUCAUGCGCUCCUCUCAUUCGCUCCUCUCAUGCGCUCCUCUCAUUCGCUCCUCUCAUGCGCUCCUCUCAUUCGCUCCUCUCAUUCGCUCCUCUCAUUCGCUCCUCUCAUGCGCUCCUCUCAUUCGCUCCUCUCAUGCGCUCCUCUCAUUCGCUCCUCUCAUGCGCUCCUCUCAUUCGCUCCUCUCAUGCGCUCCUCUCAUUCGCUCCUCUCAUGCGCUCCUCUCAUUCGCUCCUCUCAUGCGCUCCUCUCAUUCGCUCCUCUCAUGCGCUCCUCUCAUUCGCUCCUCUCAUGCGCUCCUCUCAUUCGCUCCUCUCAUGCGCUCCUCUCAUUCGCUCCUCUCAUUCGCUCCUCUCAUUCGCUCCUCUCAUUCGCUCCUCUCAUGCGCUCCUCUCAUUCGCUCCUCUCAUGCGCUCCUCUCAUUCGCUCCUCUCAUGCGCUCCUCUCAUUCGCUCCUCUCAUUCGCUCCUCUCAUUCGCUCCUCUCAUGCGCUCCUCUCAUUCGCUCCUCUCAUUCGCUCCUCUCAUUCGCUCCUCUCAUUCGCUCCUCUCAUUCGCUCCUCUCAUUCGCUCCUCUCAUUCGCUCCUCUCAUGCGCUCCUCUCAUUCGCUCCUCUCAUUCGCUCCUCUCAUUCGCUCCUCUCAUUCGCUCCUCUCAUGCGCUCCUCUCAUUCGCUCCUCUCAUGCGCUCCUCUCAUUCGCUCCUCUGAUUCGCUCCUCUCAUGCGCUCUUCUCAUUCGCUCCUCUCAUGCGCUCCUCUCAUUCGCUCCUCCCAUGCGCUCCUCUCAUUCGCUCCUCUCAUGCGCUCGUCACAUUCGCUCCUCUCAUGCGCUCCUCUCAUUCGCUCCUCUCAUGCGCUCCUCUCAUUCGCUCCUCUCAUGCGCUCCUCUCAUUCGCUCCUCUCAUGCGCUCCUCUCAUUCGCUCCUCUCAUGCGCUCCUCUCAUUCGCUCCUCUCAUGCGCUCCUCUCAUUCGCUCCUCUCAUGCGCUCCUCUCAUUCGCUCCUCUCAUGCGCUCCUCUCAUUCGCUCCUCUCAUGCGCUCCUCUCAUUCGCUCCUCUCAUUCGCUCCUCUCAUUCGCUCCUCUCAUGCGCUCCUCUCAUUCGCUCCUCUCAUGCGCUCCUCUCAUUCGCUCCUCUCAUGCGCUCCUCUCAUUCGCUCCUCUCAUUCGCUCCUCUCAUUCGCUCCUCUCAUGCGCUCCUCUCAUUCGCUCCUCUCAUGCGCUCCUCUCAUUCGCUCCUCUCAUGCGCUCCUCUCAUUCGCUCCUCUCAUUCGCUCCUCUCAUUCGCUCCUCUCAUGCGCUCCUCUCAUUCGCUCCUCUCAUGCGCUCCUCUCAUUCGCUCCUCUCAUUCGCUCCUCUCAUUCGCUCCUCUCAUUCGCUCCUCUCAUUCGCUCCUCUCAUGCGCUCCUCUCAUUCGCUCCUCUCAUGCGCUCCUCUCAUUCGCUCCUCUCAUGCGCUCCUCUCAUGCGCUCCUCUCAUUCGCCCCUCUCAUGCGCUCCUCUCAUUCGCUCCUCUCAUGCGCUCCUCUCAUUCGCUCCUCUCAUGCGCUCCUCUCAUUCGCUCCUCUCAUUCGCUCCUCUCAUUCGCUCCUCUCAUUCGCUCCUCUCUUGCGCUCCUCUCUUGCGCUCCUCUCACGUGCCAGGCACGCAGCUAGCGCAGCUGGGCGCGUGGGACGCACACGGCACGCCUUCCCCACCCGCCACCACUGCAGGAAGGUACUGGGGGGAGUGAGGCAGGCGGCGCUGGUGUGUGGGGAUGGCAUGCUGGUGAGCUACGCGUGGAAGCGCCACAUCGCUGCUCAUGCCGCCACCACCGCUGCCAAGCGCACCGGAGGCGCCCUCCCCUCUCUGCGCCCAUCGGUUCCUCGUCCCUGCAUGCAUCUCGCCGUCCUCCUCCAAACCGAAUGCGCCGCUGCUCCCCUGCGUUCCCAUCUCACUACCACACCACGGGCCACGGCCACUUCAUGCAUCUUGUUCAACUAUUCUUCUUCUCUUCCCUCUCCCCAUUUCCCCUUCCCCCUAGUGGCGCUCGCGGCAUUUCAGCGCCACAGGCAGCGCUGCUUCCCGGCCCUCGCGGCGCCGCCUCUCACGCUCGCUGCACUCGCCCGCCACCUCGCCCACCGACCCACAGCCUGCCCUGCUGACGCCACGGCACUGCCUGCUGCUGCUGCUGCUGCUGCUGCUGGCAGUGGUGGCGGGGGGAAGGUGCAGGUAGCAGGUGGUGAUGAAAGUGGGGAAGGCACAUGCGCUGCCACCGAUGCUGCCACUGCCGCUACUGCCCCUCAUGCUGCUGCUGCUGCUGCUGCUGCUGCUGCUGCUGCUGCUGCUGCUGCAACAACACGCUCAGAAGGAGCAGCAGAAGCCACCUCCGUCAACACAGGUGCUUCUGGGGAAGGUACUCCUGCAGCUGCUGCCGAUACGCCUGCUGCCGCUUCCGAAGCUGGCCGCGAUGGCCCGGGACCAGGGUUGGGCCGAGCCACCCCACCAGCAGGCUUGGGGGUGAUGGGGGCGCUAGGUGCGGUUGGACUCGGUCGGGGGAGGGUGGGGGGACUGGUUCGCGGCCUUGGGGCGUUUGGGCGGAUGGGGGGGAUAGGAGGAAGUAUAGGGGGGAGUAUUGGGGGAAUGGGGGCAGGGGCGGGGGGGGGUGUGGGGGGGGGGAAUGCAAUGGAGGCGGAUGACCUGGGGGGGGGCGAUGAGAUGAUGAUGCUGGGGGGGGACUUUGGCGGCGAGGACAUGGACGUGGAUGUGGAUGGGCGCGGCGCGGCCGAUGGGGGGGACGGGGGAGGCGCUCAGGCAGAGGAGCAGGAGGCAGGUGGGACGGAGGGAGAGGGAAUGGGAGGCGUGGAGAGGAAUGAAGGGCGAAGGCCGGUCUCUGGUACUGGGGAAGGAGGUGGGGAAGGGGGAGAAGGGCGUGGGGUGGAAAAAGCAGAGGGGGCAGGGGCGAAGGGAGGUGAAGGGGGGAAUGAAAGCAAGGUAGGUGUAGGUGGUGAUGGUGGUGGUGGUGGUGAUGGUGAUGGUGAUGGUGAUGGUGAUGGUGAUGGUGAUGGUGAUGGUGAUGGUGAUGGUGAUGGUGAUGGUGAUGGUGGUGGUGGAGGGGAAAGCGCAGGGCGUGCGGGUGGGGUGACAGGAAAAUCAAUGAGUGGUGGUGAUGUUGGCGCUGGCAGUGUGGGUGGCACUGGCGACACUGAUGCUCCUGGUGCUGCUCAUGCGCAUGCUGGCGCAGCGGGAGCCAAGGCCGUGAAGAGGAGGCGGGGCGAGGGGGGUGGCGGGGAGGGCGGCAUGGAGGGGAGCAGCGACCCCGUGCUGCGCGGUGUGCUGCAGCGCGUGCGCGUGGCGUGCCCCUCCUUGCACCUCGCCCUGCUGCGCCGCUCCUCCUGGCCGACCCACCUCAUGGGGCACACCGGCACAUGCGCUGCUGCUGUGCAUGAUGGGGGGGGGAGGGCAGGGCGAAUGGAGAGGGGGGAGAGAGACGAGGGAGGAGAGAACAGGGAGAGGGAGAAGGGGCAAGUGAAGAAGGAGAAAGUGGAGCAGGAGCAAGGAGAGGCGACAGAAGAAGCACCCCCUUCAAGAAAAGCUCCUUUAGAACUGCAAGCCUCGCCCGCUCAAAGACGAGGGCUGGGGCAAGGGGGAGCCCAGGUCGUGUGUCCUCCAGGAGUGAUUGAGGCGAGGGUUCCUGGAGCCUUCCGUGCAGUGAUCUCCCUCAUGCCAGCUGGCAGCUCACGAGUGGAUGGGGUCGCUGUGUUUGGGACAAACGAGGUGGGGCCGCACGUGCAUGCAUGGGGGCAGUCACACCACAUGGCCUUCCAGCUCAUAACUGCACAAGCACGGCAAGCGGUGCACAAGCUGCGCUGUGCUGCCUCAACGCAUCCCUCCGCAGGAGCAUGCAGCACUCCGCCUCUGCAAGGCCUGCUGGAAUGGCUGCACUCCUUCCGCUCCCUCUUCCAGCAGCCCUGCAGUCACUACCGCGUUAGUUGUUCUCUAACCCAUGCCUAUCCACUGUCACCCUCCACCAUCCUUCCACUCAUUUCCGUCUGCCUCCCAUACCCCCUUCCCUCAGCCCCUGUGCUGCAAACACUGCUGCUCUCCCCUACUUUCUGCCUUGUUCUGUCUGUGCUGACGGGGGUUUUGUCUCAUCCACAUUUUCUCUCUUUUCCCCACCGCCUCCCCAACCUGCUCAUCCCAUGCGCGCACCACAGCGCGUGCCAUCGCAUCAUCGCGCUGCACCAUCCCUCCCGCCACCUGCUGCCGCCUGCCAUCCGCCCCUUGCCUGCCCUCGCCUCUGCUGCUCCCGCUGCGUCUGCCAGUGCUGACACUGCCUCUGGUGCUGCUGCCACUCAUGCCUCUUCCGCUCCUGACGCUCAUGCUGGCGCUGAUUCAGGAGCUGUUCAAAGGGGAGACUUGCUCGUGGAGAGAGCAGGCAUGGGGAGCGAGGAGCCAGUGGGAGUGGUUGCAUGGCACUUGGGAUGUGCGAUUCCUUGUGUGUAA
This is a messenger RNA of Closterium sp. Naga37s-1, 7686 nucleotides long. The record is from the annotation of a GenBank genome assembly. NCBI's taxonomy places the organism in Eukaryota, Viridiplantae, Streptophyta, Zygnematophyceae, Desmidiales, Closteriaceae.